Messenger RNA from Linum tenue, 6535 nucleotides. The record is from the annotation of a GenBank genome assembly. Lineage: Eukaryota; Viridiplantae; Streptophyta; Magnoliopsida; Malpighiales; Linaceae.
AUGCAUCUGUCACUGUGGAAGCCUAUUUCCCACUGCGCUGCUCUCAUAUUGGACAAGAAGAGCAAGAGGAAAAAUGGGUCGGAAUCCGAUCUCGAGAUUUCCAGAAAUCCAUCAAUUCUCCGGAAACUUCAAGAGCACAGGUUGAGGGAAGCGCUCGAGGAAGCUUCUGAAGAUGGGUCACUCGUCAAAUCCAAGGACAUGGAUGAUUCCGAGGCGGCCGCUGCUGCAAGCAACCAAGACGAAGGAACAAUCGGCCGAUCGAGAUCGCUGGCGAGGCUUCACGCCCAGCGGGAGUUUCUUCGUGCCACGUCCCUUGCUGCAGAUCGAGUGUUCGAGACCCCAGAUUCCAUUCCUGAGCUUCAUGAGUCGUUCUCCAAGUUCCUCACUAUGUACCCAAAGUACGAGUCUUCUGAGAAAGUUGAUCAGUUGAGGUCAGAUGAGUACACCCAUUUGUCUCCCAAGGUAUGCCUUGAUUACUGUGGGUUUGGGCUGUUUUCAUACCUUCAGACUCUGCAUUACUGGGAAUCUUCCACUUUUAGCUUGUCCGAGAUAACUGCGAAUUUGAGCAAUCAUGCGCUUUAUGGUGGUGCUGAGAAGAACACUGUGGAAUAUGAUAUCAAGGCUAGGAUAAUGGAUUACUUGAACAUCCCUGAGAAUGAAUAUGGCCUUGUUUUUACGGUGAGUAGAGGUUCUGCUUUCAAAUUGCUUGCAGAAUCCUACCCUUUUCACACAAAUAAGAAGUUGUUGACCAUGUUUGAUUACGAGAGUCAGUCUGUGAAUUGGAUGGCUCAGAGUGCCAAGGAGAAAGGUGCAGAUGUUUACAGUGCUUGGUUCAAAUGGCCAACCCUUAAGCUUUGCUCAACAGAUUUGAGGAAGCAGAUUUCGAACAAGAAAAGACGGAAGAAGGAUUCUGCCACUGGUUUAUUCGUCUUCCCUGUGCAGUCGAGGGUUACAGGAGCCAAGUAUUCUUAUCAGUGGAUGGCACUUGCUCAGCAGAACAACUGGCAUGUGUUGCUUGAUGCUGGAUCAUUAGGCCCCAAAGAUAUGGAUUCACUUGGUUUAUCGUUGUUUCGACCUGAUUUCAUCAUCACUUCGUUUUACCGUGUGUUUGGGUUUGACCCAACUGGGUUUGGAUGUCUUCUUAUUAAGAAAUCUGUCAUGAGUUGUCUUCAGCGUCAGUCUGGCAGUACAGGGUCUGGGAUAGUGAAGAUAACUCCGGAGUAUCCUCUCUAUUUGAGUGAUUCUGUAGAUGGUCUAGAUGGGACGACUGGUGUUGAAGAUGACGAGGUUAUGGGAAGUGAUGAAAAUGGUACUACGGAACCGCGUCAAGGGACGCAGCUGCCUGCAUUCUCCGGGGCAUUUACACCUGCUCAAGUGAGCGAUGUUUUUGAGACCGAGAUGAGUCAUGACAACAACUCGGAUAGAGAUGGGACGAGCACUAUAUUUGAAGAAACAGAAAGCAUCUCUGUUGGCGAAGUGAUGAAAAGCCCUGUUUUCAGCGAAGAUGGAUCGUCAGACAAUUCGUUCUGGAUCGAUUUGGGCCAGAGCCCGUUGGGUUCCGACUCUGCAGCAAAACACAAGUCAACUGGCUCUCCGCUGCCACCUUUUUGGUUCUCCAGCAAGAAGAAUCACAACAAGAGAAACUCACCAAAACUGACUUCAGAGAUCUACAGCAGUCCACUGUAUGAUGACAAGGUGUUGUCAUUUGAUGCUGCGGUUUUAUCAGUUUCUCAGGAGCUCGACCGUGUUAAGGAGGUUCCUGAAGAAGAGCAGUAUGGCCAUACAAACCUGAGAGAGGGUCUUAAUCAUAUGCAUGUUUCCGAGAUUGAAGAAGAAGAACCAGCAAACGGGUUUCAUAAUGGCACUGACAAAAUAGAGAGUGCUAUAAGAAGAGAAACAGAAGGUGAAUUUCGGUUACUGGGAAGAAGGGAAGGGAUCCGAUAUUCUGGUGGUAGAUUUCUUGGAGUGGAUGAGAGUGAACAUCCGAGCAGGCGAAGAAGGGUGUCAUUUAGCGCGGAGGAGAGUCGUAAAGAACUCGUGACUGAGCCAGGGGAAGUAUCUAUAGCUACACUAGAAGAUGAUAAUGACGUGUACACAAGCGAUGGUGAGUUUGGUGAGGGGAUGCAGGAUUGGGAUAGGCGAGAGCCUGAGAUAAGUUGCCGGCAUUUGGAUCAUGUGAACAUGUUGGGCCUCAAUAAGACGACUCUAAGGCUUCGAUUUUUGAUCAACUGGCUUGUGACUUCAUUGCUGCAACUGAGAUUACCCACUGCCGAAGAAGGGGAAGGAGGAGGAGGAAUGCAUCUUGUCCACAUUUAUGGACCGAAGAUCAAGUACGAGAGAGGUGCUGCAGUUGCUUUCAACAUCAGGGAUAGAAACCGGGGGCUUGUGCAUCCUGAAGUUGUUCAGAGGCUAGCUGAAAGAGAAGGGAUAUCUCUUGGCAUUGGGUUUCUCAGUCACAUACGAAUCGUGGAUGGCCCUAGACAGCAUAAGGGUGGCUUGAACCUUGAAGACGCUACUUCCCUUUGCAGGGCGGUGGAGACUGGUGGUCGCGGAAAAUCAGGCUUAACAACUUGGUGCUUGUUCUUUCAGUACAUUCAUACUGAGUUUGUGAAGAAAUACAGAUCCAGGCUAGGCAGCAAUGUAACACUGAAGGUCGCUAAUGGUGAUAGAUGGGAAGUAGAGCUGGCUAUUGAUGAUGAUGGGCUUAUUUGGCUGAUUAAGGGCUGGGAGGAUUUCGCAAAGCACCAUUCUUUGAAGCCCCGUGAUGUUCUAGUUUUGCGGCUAGAGCAGGACAGCUUCUUCCAUGUCAUGGUGUUGGAACGCACUACAGGCGAGGAGAAGUAUCGUUGCAAGGAUGUGAAUGGCAUUCGGAGACUGUUGAGUGAUUUUAGAGUUGAGCUGGAAGUUGAAGAAGAAGAGGAGGAGGAGGAAGAAGAAGAAGAGGAGGAAGAAGAUGCCUUCUCCACCAACGUUGAGACACCAAACAAUCCAUCGAAGACUGGAAUGAGAGAGUUGGAUGUGCUUAAUGUUUCAAGACCCUCUAGAAUGGAGUUUGUUGUGUUUGUUCGUUCUAUGCAGCUUUUGUUAGCAGGGGCAUCAGGCAUGGAUGACAUGAAAUCAAGCUCCAUACAAGAAACUCCGGCGCUUUACCGGAUCGAGCAAUGAAGCAAUCCUGAUCGAUAUCGACCCGUUAGUUCGAAAAGAACCGAACAGAGUGUUACAUCAGCUACCACAACUAUACUUCUACCACUGUUACAUCACCUAAUACCUACAUUAAUUCAUCCAUUACAGAUCACAAAAAAACACCCAAAAAACCAAACAAAGAGAGACAGAAUCAUCACUUCACCAUUACAUCUUCCCUCGACGAGCUCGUGCUCCCGUUCUCCUCCUUCCCCUCGCAAUCAUCGCCAUCCGAUUCGCCGUCUUCUUCCUCCUCCGCCCGAUCUUCGUCGGACGACGAGAGCGGUAUCAGCCAGCACAUCCCGUGCAGGUGCCCGUUGAUGCAGACGAAGUACUCCAGCCCGCCGUCCCUCGACCCCAGCCUCCUCGCCGCGCUCCUCGGCACCAGCCUCGCCGCCGUCAUGCUCCACACGCGGGCCCCGCAGUACGGACACCUCACCUUCUCCUCCAGCCUCACCCCUCGCUUCACCAAAAACGCCCGCGUUUUGGACCUCAUGAAUCCCCGGAAAAUUCCCCUGUAAACCCCCAAAUCCUCCCCUGCCUCCGCCGCCGGGUGCUCGCACGGGUCGCUCACGUACAGCAAAUCCCCCCUGCACUUCUUCGCCAGGAAGCUCCUCCCCGACGUCUUCGAGAAUCGCGACGCCUUCGCCACGUGUCCCGGCGAAUUCGACGGCGAAGGAAACCCAGUCCCGUCGCCUCCGCCGCCGCCGCGAUAGCCGCAGCAGAAGAGCAUCAGCUUCGCGAGGGCCUUCCACCCGCCGUCGAUUCGACCGCCGGGGGCGGCGGUGGAGGGAAUAGACCCGCUCGUCAAUGUGGCCAGCAUCCGGGGAGCGCGGUAGAGGCAGAGCUCCCGCCAGAGGAGCCUCGCGGCCACCGCCGCGAGCUUCCGGUUCACCGCCGCGACGGCGGUGAGCGUGUGGAGGUCCCAUUUCAGCGACUCGAACACCAGGACGAGGACGCGCUCGUUCAAAAUCCCCGAGUCGCCGCCGAACGAGUCGGAUCCGGGUCGGCUGGUUCUCCUGACCCGCUUGGUGUUGUUGUCCAUGUUGCUUCGUCCCGGAGAGAAAACGAUGGAGGUAGUUUUUAUACGCGGCUCGAGAAGGGACGCGUGGCGGGCGGUGAAUGGGUGGCGUUUACUGGGCAAGUGAUCCCUUGAUGUUCGCGACGGACACGUGGUAGGAGAGGAUUGGUGAGAUCGACGCGUGUAACGGGAUUGGAGAAAACGACAAGAAGAUCUGAGGGAAUUGUGGCGUCGUGAGGGAAGCCGUUGGAUUAGGGACACGUAUGAGGAUGGGAAAAUAUCCUUUUUUAAUAAUUAUUAUUUUUGUGGUACCGAAAAUAUCUUUUUGUUGUCGUUACUUUACCUGACUAUUUUUACAUGUCAGCAUAUUUGGUGGCGUGUGGGCAAAAUGAGUGCAUUAUCUGAAACUGGAACGGGUGAAGGGUUUCGUCGGAUUCAAGAUAUGACUUCUUCCGGUGACCGGAGACGCGGCGAUUCGGCCGGGACCCGAUUGCUCAGAAUCGAUUUUGUUCAGGAAACCGUUCGCGACAAAGAAGCUUGUAAGCGCAGUGUCUCUCUUCACCGUAUUUUAUUUUUACCCAUUCGUUUCGAAAUCGGAGGUCGAUUUUGGGUUUUGAAUUAGGUAUAGUUCUUCGAUAAGUAUAGAGAGCUGGAGAGGACAGCUCCUUUUGCUCUCGCUUUUAUUUGGGACCACAGUGGAUUUGCUACUGGACCUGGAGUUACUCUGCUCUCUUGGUAAAAGUACGGGAAAUGUCAUGAUGGUAAAAGAAAGAAGGUGGAAGUAAAUUCAACAUCCUAAAAUGGCUACAAGUUAAGAAAAGCUGCCAGGUUUUGAGGGUUUCAAUCUGGCCCUUCUGGGCAAAAGCUAUCAUCUUUAAGAUAGAAAUGAAAUGCCAAUGGCAGAACAAGGAAAUGAAAUUUCAGCAAGUUUUAGAGCAGCAACCAUAAGGUAAAGAAGGAGAGAAGAAAGGUAGGAGAAAAAGAGCUGCUGCAAACCAUGGAAACCUUUGGAAUGAAGGAUGGUGGGCAGAACAAGAAGGCAACGACGACCACCUUUGGGAUGAUACGCAGGGGAAAUGCUUCUGCUAUGGAGAAGAUGAAGCCCCAUUUCUUCAGGGUCAUGCUUGAUUUCAUGUUGCAGGAUUCCAAAAUAUACAUUCCUACGGAGUUUGUGAAGAACUAUAGAUCUAGGCUAGGGAGCUCUGCAACCUUGAAGGUUGCUAAUGGUGAUACUUGGGAAGUAGAGCUGGUUGCUGAUGAUGAUGGGCUGAUUUGGUUGGUCAAGGGCUGGGAAGACUUCACAAACCACCAUUCUUUGAAGCAAGGUGAUAUUCUGGUGUUUCGGCUAGAGCAGAACAGCUUAUUUCAAGUCAUGAUUUUCGAACCCUCUGCCAGCGAGAAGAACUACCGCUGCAAGGACGUAAACGACCUUGGAAAGCUGUUGAAUGAUAUCAAAGUUGAGGAGGAAUGUGAUGCUGGGAAGGAGAAAGUUCCUGCUGGAAAGCUGAAGGAAAUCGAAACCAAGAAGAGUGGUGGAGGGAAGAGAAAGGUUAAAUUGGCUGUUCCAUUUGAGAUUCCAAACCAUCCAUUGGAGACAAAAGUGAAAGGAAUAUCACAACCAAGGAGGUGCAAUGCCUCUACGAGCUCAGACAAUCCAAACUUCUUCAUCACCAUCAGUGAAGCACACAUGACACAUCGUUACAUGCUUCUGCCUACUAAAUUUGUGUAUGAACACAUGAUACCUGCACGUGGUACUAUGCCUGAAAGUCGUAUUGUGAUGAUUUCGAGUGAAGACGGGGUCGACUCAUGGUCAUUGUCCUUUGUCUUUCAUCAACGACAUGGAGGUGCACGUGGACAGGGCUUGUUCAUUGGCGGUUGGCCCGCGCUCCGCAGAGGCAACUCUUUGAAAUCAGGGGAUGUUUGCCGGUUCGAGCUCAUCUCCGAUGGCCAAAUGAAAGUGAGUAUUCGGAGGGCUUAAGGAUGGUUGCAUCUGCUGAAAGUUUGAGAACCUCUAGAAUGGAGUUUGUUGUGUUUGUUCGUUGUGUGUGUUUACUUAUGGAUGAUGAUGAAGCUUAUGAAACCACUACAGCUUUUCGUUAAAGGAAUUAAUGGGAUAGUGUAGUUUCAUGUGGGAGGGAGUGGUAAGACGUUUGUUGAUGCUUUGUUUUGGUUUCUGAAGCAAGGCAUGAGUUGUGCUUUAUGGCUUUCCAUGGCAAAACUCUGUUAUCAAGUUACUUUCUGAUAGUAGUUCUGCUAUUUGACUAGAUUGAAAGUUAUCUUGUUUAUGAUUGUGAUUAUUAUUGAUCAUCAAUUUGGCUAGCAUACUUACAAGAU